Molecule: messenger RNA, 482 nt
Organism: Amphimedon queenslandica
Lineage: Eukaryota; Metazoa; Porifera; Demospongiae; Haplosclerida; Niphatidae
Product: major vault protein-like
Exons: 5
Coding region: 73-444 (123 amino acids)
Cellular component (GO): cytoplasm; nucleus
Source: RefSeq, a predicted model, not a curated record
UGUAUAUAAUUGUAUUGUGUGUAGGUGAUCACUAAUAUUGAUAUUCAAAGUAUUGAACCAAUUGAUCAUCAUAUGAGGGACUCUCUAUCUAAAUCUGUGCAAAUGGCAAUUGAGAUAUCUACAAAGUCAAUAGAGAGGUCAGCACAGCAUGAGGCACAGAGAACUGAACAAAAAGCAAAAGGAGAACUAGAGAGACAAAAACUACAAAAUGAAAAGGAGGCAGAGGAAGCAAGUAAGGAGUUGUUAGAGUUACAAGCAGUAGCAGCUGCUGUUGAGAGCACUGGACAAGCUAAAGCAGAAGCACAAUAUAACUUCACUAUGAAGGACAAAGUGCUAUUGAAUGUAAGGGGAACUUCCUUUCUUCCAGACAAUAGACUUUGCUCAUUUAGAGGCCGGACUCAUACCACCACCUUUCAUACCCAAUUCCAGAGCAGUCUAUGCUAAAGAUGUGUUGGAUAUUGAUCAGUUCUCCUCAGUCAGAG